Sesamum indicum (sesame) is the source of this 1377-nucleotide messenger RNA. Its product is annotated as WAT1-related protein At1g21890. Gene Ontology annotation, cellular component: membrane. The record is from RefSeq and is a predicted model, not a curated record. NCBI's taxonomy places the organism in Eukaryota, Viridiplantae, Streptophyta, Magnoliopsida, Lamiales, Pedaliaceae. Gene Ontology annotation, molecular function: transmembrane transporter activity.
CCCAUGCACUUACUAACUAGGUGUUUUGUGUGUAGAGAAAAAGACUAGUAUAGAGAGAAACUAUGGGUGACCUAAACUUGUUGGUGAGUAUGAGUAUUGCUUUCAAUAAGUUGAAGCCUUAUUUGGCUAUGGUAGCCCUUCAAUUUGGCUACGCCGGAAUGUACAUAAUCACGCUCGUCUCGCUGAAACGUGGAUUCAGUCAUUGGAUUCUGGUCGUAUAUCGUCAUGCAGUUGCUACCUUGGUUUUCGCCCCGUUUGCGUAUUUUCUUGAAAAGAAAAUAAGACCUAAAAUGACAAAAUCGAUAUUUCUGAAGAUAGUGGUGCUUGCUUUCUUAGAGCCUGUGCUGGACCAGAACUUGUACUAUGUCGGAAUGCAGUAUACAUCUGCAACAUUUGCAUCAGCCAUGGUUAAUGUUUUGCCAGCCAUCACCUUCAUAAUGGCUGUCAUUUUCAGGCUGGAGACGAUCAAUCUGAAAAAGAUAUCCAGCAUAGCUAAGGUGGUGGGCACAUUAAUAACAGUGACGGGGGCAAUGCUGAUGACAUUGUACAAAGGCCCAGUCGUCAACAUCUUGUGGUACUCUCACGCCGGCAGCCACCACAAAGCCGCCGCGGCCGCCGCCACCGAUCAGCACUUGGUCACCGGCACAAUCAUGUUGAUUUCAUGUAUUGUGGGUUGGUCUGCCUUCUUCAUCUUGCAAAACAAGACGUUGAAGGAGUACCCAGCAGAGUUGUCACUAACAUCUUUAAUCUGUCUGAUGGGAUUCGUGGAAGGUGGAAUUGUGGGUGUAAUAAUGGAACGUCGUAAGAGUGCAUGGGCCAUAGGUUUUGAUUCCAGGCUUCUUGCAGCUGCUUAUUCCGGGAUUGUUUGCUCGGGGAUAGCAUACUACAUGCAGAGUAUAGUGAACAAGUCUCGAGGGCCAGUGUUUGUGACUGCAUUCAGCCCUCUCAGCAUGAUCAUCACUGCCGUCUUGGGCGCCAUUGUUUUGGCCGAGCAAGUUCAUCUUGGAAGCUUGAUUGGAGCAGUGAUCAUAGUUUCCGGGCUUUACUCUGUGGUUUGGGGUAAAAGUAAAGAGAGUGCUUCGAACAAACUAGUAGACGGUGAGGGCCGAGACCAAGAAUUGCCUGUGGUGGACAAGCAAACAUCAGGAGUUGCCGAUGCAGACGUCAGUCACACUGCUGCAAAAUCAAAGAAGUUGUUGGAGCAAGCAGAGCCAUGAAUACCCAAGCAGUCGUCCUUCCCCGGCCCCCGGUUCUGGAUCGUAUUUUGCCAAAAAUGUAGUAUAUAUGUAAGAUGUGAAUGCUCACUUUCCGCCUGAAAUUCCAGUGGGAAUUAACAAUUUGCUUUUUCCCAAGAAUUACUCACUUUUCUAUUACUCA